Messenger RNA from Puccinia graminis f. sp. tritici CRL 75-36-700-3, 3042 nucleotides. RefSeq lists its product as uncharacterized. The record is from RefSeq and is a predicted model, not a curated record. Gene Ontology annotation, cellular component: mitochondrion. Lineage: Eukaryota; Fungi; Basidiomycota; Pucciniomycetes; Pucciniales; Pucciniaceae. The transcript is spliced from 4 exons. Gene Ontology annotation, molecular function: ATP binding; nucleic acid binding. The coding region runs from base 99 to 2561 and encodes 820 amino acids.
GGCUCAUCCAUCGACCAUCUCCUACAUACAUAUCUUUUUCCUUAUCUUGUUUUCCUCCCAAACCAUAUCAACAGACAGGUCAAAGAUACUCAGACAAGAUGCUCCCAAUCUCACGUCGCUCGAUUCUUACCCACUCCCUCAAGCCCAGCACUCUCUCCAGAUCGUUGUCCUCUCUACCCGCCUCAUCAUGGUCUUCUCGCCCAUCAUCCUUCUCAUCGGCUUCUCUGUCUCAUUUCAAGAAAACGAUCUCCUCAAGGGCUCACAUUUCCGCCAUCUCACUCUCGGCCAAACAUGCUUUCUCCGUCUCAGCCAGCGAUCGGAAUUCGACCGCUGCCCUGAGAGCCAGGACGGAUGUCGAAGCCAGUCAACCUGAGGAAAUCGAAGAGGACUCAGAAAAACCGACGACCCAACCAUUCUCUAGUAUUGAAUCGUAUAUCUCUCCAGCACUCUACCGAGCCGUCACUCAGUCCCCCUUUGGCUAUUCACACAUGUCAGCCGUCCAAGAUCAGCUACUGAGUGAUCUCCCAAAUCUCAUUCAAGCAACAGAAGGCGGUCAGAGUAGGACCAAAGAUUUACUCGUCAAAGCUAAGACCGGAACCGGCAAGACCCUUGCGUUCUUGAUCCCUGCUAUCGAAUCUCGUCUCCGGGACCUUGAGGCAGAACAGGCUCGAUUCAAAUCUCAAAAUCCUGAUGCCACUCAUCAAAAUCUCAUCCAGCACAUGCGACGCUACGAGGCGGAGACAACCGGGAUCGUAGUGAUGUCUCCAACACGUGAAUUAGCCACCCAGAUCGCACAGGAAGCUAUCAAGCUAACCUCACACCUCAAGCAAUUCGGCAUCCGAUUGUUUGUCGGUGGGGCUAGUAAGGCCGCUCAACUUCGUGAAUUCGAACGCGGUCGAAGAGAUAUCGUCGUUGCCACUCCAGGUAGACUAAACGAUGUCUUGAACACCAGCCCGGCCGUCCGUCAGAACCUGGCAACCGCCAAGACGCUCAUCAUGGAUGAAGCAGACACUCUCUUGGAGAUGGGAUUCAAGGAGGAGAUCGACGAGAUCGUCAAACAACUCCCACCCAAGGAGGAACGAUCAACCUACCUGUUCUCCGCCACAAUCUCACCAGAAAUCAAUCGGAUCGCCCAACAGACGAUGAAGAAAGAUACCAAGAUCGUCGAUUGUGUGCCCACUGGUGAAACCAACGUUCAUGCCCAUGUCCCACAAUACUUUACCGUCUUGCCCAACCCCGACCAACAAGUCAAACACAUCUUCAACUUACUCGCCCAUGAUCAAUUGACUAACCCGAGCGGUAAAACCGUCAUCUUUUUACCGACCACCAAAAUGACUCAGUUGUUCAGCCAAAUGAUCUCGAACUUCAGACGUCAUUUGCCUUGGAACUCUACUGGUUUGACCAAAGUUUAUGAAAUGCAUGGUGGAAGAACUCAACGAGAAAGAGAGAAUAUCGCUAAAGAUUUUCGAGCUGGAUCAGGGGGUGGUUACCAAGUUUUAGUCACGUCUGAUGUAUCUGCCAGAGGUGUGGAUUAUCCGGGAGUAACUCGAGUGAUUCAAAUCGGAGUACCUACGAGCCGAGAUAUAUAUGUUCACAGGGUCGGACGGACUGGGCGAGCAGGAAAGUCGGGCCGAGGGGACUUGAUCCUCUUACCCUUCGAAGCCGGCUACGUCCCCUCCACGCUCCGAGAGAUCCCGAUCAAGCCGUUAUCGGUUUCAGGCUUGAAGGAUGAGUUGACCGAAAUGAUCUCGAAGAUCGAUGAAGCCGGACAAGAACAAGCACCGACGAUCCUCCAACAAAUCAGCCAGCAACGCUCGAUGAUGAACAGUCGCAACUCGCGCUACUCUAAUCAACGAAGUGAACCCAAGACGAACAUCCAAGAGGUCCAGAUGCAAUUGCCCGUCUCGACUCGAGUCGAAGCGUUCGACCAGAACCUUCGCGAAAACAUCAUCCCAGCGAUCGGCGAAGAAGCGAUCCGCGAAUCCUUUGGCUCUUUGCUUGGUUACUACGGCUCCAAGGCCUCUGACAUCCGGACGACUAAGGAUGCCAUCCUUAGCGGCUUGAAAGACUGGGCAGUUUCGGGCAUGUUGCUGCCUGAAGAGCCUUAUGUCUCGCCGACCUUCUUACAAAAGUUAGGCUUCAACAACGACCGUAGGAUGGCCCGAUUCGGUGGUCGAGGAGGUAACUCCCGUGGGGGAGGAGCAGGAAGCAGUUGGGGACGUGGGGCCGGAGGUGGUGGGAACGCCUGGGCAGCGCGUGGAGCGAGUAGCAGUUUCGGCCGAAGCGGCGGAGGUGGCGGCGGAGGAGGGUAUUCGCAAGGCCGGGCCGGAGGCGGCGGAGGGUACUCCCAAGGCCGGGCCGGCGGCUCCAGCGGAGGGUAUUCGCAGGGUCGACCUGGCGGCGGGAUGCGCGACCGAGAAGGCCCCCAAUUCAAUAACCGUGGAUCCUCUCAGUUUGGCGCUCCAUCGUCUCGCAGGGGUCCCCCGGGUGGAAGCUUCGGUGGCGGCGGCGGCGGAGGUUUCGAGCGGAACUCUGAGCGCAAGUUCAGGUCUCGCGAUUAAUCCUUUGUCCCUCCCCCCGCUCUCUCUCUCCCCCCUUUAUGACUCCGUAAGACUGGAAAAGUAAAUAUAAAUUUGAAAGAUAAAUAUAUACACAGAAAACGAAAAUCUUAUCCCAAUUCAAUAGCUGAUAUUAUUAAUAGAUUACUCUUACUUUCCAUUUCUUAAUCCUCCUCUCAUCUUCUCAAAGGUUAUUCUUUUUUUUCUUUGUCUGUCUGUCUAUCUGGUUGGUCAUCUUCAUCUUCAUCUCUCCUCUUUUUGCCCAUGUUAUCAUCCACUUGUUUCUCCUUUUUUUCUUUCUUUCUUUUACUAUCAACAAAAAAAAAAAGGGGGGGAAGGUCGAUCUCUCCGUCCCCCCUUCUUCUCCCAUCAUUAUAAAAUUGGCUCGAUUCCCUGGUUUUCUUUGCUUUGUUUGUUUUUUUGUGUAAGAAAUUAUGCUAUGGGAAAUACAUGAAUAAAAGUAAAUCCAACUUCUCUACAUGGA